AUGGCACGCACAAGGAGGGGGGUCAAGUUCCCCCACAAGACCAACGGCCACGCGGACGGCCGCCGCUCCAGCUUCAGCGACGUCAGCGAAGAUGGCUCGCCCUCGAAGAUCAAGACCGGCGCUGCUUUGCAAAACAUCUCCGAGCCCCAGUCUCCCGAGGAUGAGAAGCGCGCCGAGUACGAAAAGAAGAAGGCAAACUUCUUGACGCGCACCUUCUGGACCCUCGUCAUGUUCGUCGGCUUCUUUGCUGCCCUCGUCAUGGGCCACCUAUACAUCAUCUGCAUCAUAACGGCCAUCCAGAUCAUCUCUUUCAAGGAGGUCAUCGCCAUUGCCAGCGUUCCCAGCCGCGCACGUCAGCUGCGAUCCUCAAAGAGCCUCAACUGGUACUGGCUGGCCACCACCAUGUACUUCCUAUACGGCGAAACCGUCAUCUACUACUUCAAGCAUAUCGUGCUGGUCGACAAGGUCCUGCUUCCCCUGGCCACCCACCACCGCUUCAUCAGCUUCAUUCUCUACAUCUUCGGUUUCGUCUUCUUCGUCACAUCUCUUCAGGCCGGUCACUACAAAUUCCAGUUCACCCAGUUUGCAUGGACGCACAUGGCCCUGUACCUCAUCGUCGUCCAGGCUCACUUCAUCAUGAACAACGUCUUCGAGGGCAUGAUCUGGUUCUUCCUCCCAGCCGCCAUGGUCAUUACCAAUGACAUUUGGGCGUAUCUGGUGGGAAUCACCUUUGGCCGGACCCAGCUGAUCAAGCUGUCGCCCAAGAAGACCGUCGAGGGCUUCGUUGGCGCCUGGAUCAUGACUAUCGUCUUUGGCAUGCUCCUGACCAACCUCCUGAUGCGCUCCUCCUUCUUCAUCUGCCCGGUUACUGAUCUCGCCGCAAACAUCUUCACUGGCCUCGAGUGCACCCGUAACCCUGUUUUCAACCUCAAGACCUACCGCCUGCCUCCGCUCUUCUUCCUCCCGCCCAACAUGAAUGAGAGCCUCUCCUUGACCAUGGCCCCUGUUCAGUUCCACACCCUGGUCCUGGCAACAUUCGCCUCGCUCAUCGCUCCUUUCGGCGGCUUCUUCGCGUCUGGCUUGAAGCGCACCUUCAAGAUCAAGGACUUUGGCGACUCUAUCCCGGGCCACGGCGGCAUGACUGAUCGCAUGGAUUGCCAGUUCAUCAUGGGGUUCUUCACUUACAUGUACUACCACUCUUUCAUCGCCAUCAAUAAAGCCAGUCUUGGCAGCGUCAUGGAAAUGGCUGUUACCGGCUUGACCGUCGAAGAGCAGCUGGAGCUGGUAAGGGGGAUGGGCCGCUAUCUCAGCAACCAGGGUGUUUGGGGAGACGAUAUUAUCCAAUGCCUGGACAAGGCUCUGCAGGCCAAGCGGUGA
This is a messenger RNA of Colletotrichum chrysophilum, 1377 nucleotides long. RefSeq lists its product as uncharacterized. Gene Ontology annotation, cellular component: endoplasmic reticulum membrane. The record is from RefSeq and is a predicted model, not a curated record. The transcript is spliced from 5 exons. Lineage: Eukaryota; Fungi; Ascomycota; Sordariomycetes; Glomerellales; Glomerellaceae. Bases 1 to 1377 code for a protein of 458 amino acids. Gene Ontology annotation, molecular function: phosphatidate cytidylyltransferase activity.